AUGUCUGGCGAACUAACAAACAGCGACUUCCGGCUCAUCUUUGACAACUAUGAAAAGGAAAAGAAGGAAAGAGAAAACAACUUGUUGCUGAAGGAGCAGAAGAAGUUGAAGAGAAAGCAAAAAUAUUUAACAAAAAAAAAAAAAAAUGAAGAAAAGGAGGAACAAAAAUAUAGAGACAGAGCAGAAGAAAGAAGAAAAGGAAUUGUAAAAGAUGUUCCAGACGCAAGUGUGCUAUAUGACAAUGCACAUAACACAAUUGAUGAGUCGAAGUUUAUGGGAGGAGAUACGGAACAUACACAUUUGGUUAAAGGGCUUGACUAUUUACUUUUAAACAAAGUAAGAAACAAAUUAAUUGAUAAGAUAAGCUCAGAGAAGGAAAAAUUAAAAGCAAAUAAAACAAGUGAUGGUCGUUUAUCCAACAAAAUACCAACUUUUUCAAACGAUGAAUCGAGGCACAUUUUUAAAUAUUUUUUUUUGUAUGAACAUCCACAUCAUAUACACUUUAAAAAAAAAAUAGAAAACAUUUAUGACAACAUAAUAAAUAACAUGAAAUUUAAAAAUUACAAUAAAAAUAUUUACUCUGUUAAUUAUAAGUACAACAUUAAUAUGGAGGUGGAAAAAAAUGACGUGCCUAUCAGGUAUAUAUACAAGGUAGACGACGUUAAGGUGAAUUAUACUUAUCAUUUGAAGUCUUCCGUUUUGGACGAAAUAGACGUUUGCUUUAAGUGGCACAUGGAAAAUAGGAAAAAAAAAAAACAUGAAAGAUUGCCAAAGAGACCACUAACAGGUAGUUUUUUUCAGCAGGAACAGAAUUAUGAGCUUGGUCAGGAGGACGACGAUGACAUUGACAUUUUUAAGAACGAUGGGGGUGCGGUUAGCGGUGACACCAAACGGGCGAACAGCACAGCCACUGCGACGGAUUCUGCGAAUGAUAGGGGUAACCACGUAGGAAGCAGCGCAGACGAGGAGGAGGAUGACGACGACGAUGAUGAUUACUCUGAGGAAGACGAGGAUGAUGAUGGCAGCUCAAGUGCCAGUGAUGUGCUCACGAAGCAACGCAAUGUGGAACAACAUGAAAAAGAAAAAAAUAAAGAGACACAACUGGACAAGAGCAAUAACAUAAACUUGCUCUAUUCUGGAAAAUUGCCCGAUAAAGGGAAAAGCAGAACUGAAAAUGAGAAUAAUAAGAACAGCGUAACUGGAAAUGUUUUCAAGGACACAUAUGAUGAGUGCUAUCCGGGUUAUAGGAAAAGCGGCUUUUUUUAG
Messenger RNA from Plasmodium fragile, 1266 nucleotides. RefSeq lists its product as uncharacterized. The record is from RefSeq and is a predicted model, not a curated record. Gene Ontology annotation, biological process: mRNA splicing, via spliceosome. The coding region runs from base 1 to 1266 and encodes 421 amino acids. The transcript has a single exon. Lineage: Eukaryota; Apicomplexa; Aconoidasida; Haemosporida; Plasmodiidae. Gene Ontology annotation, cellular component: nucleus.